Paramecium tetraurelia is the source of this 1408-nucleotide messenger RNA. RefSeq lists its product as uncharacterized. The record is from RefSeq and is a predicted model, not a curated record. Gene Ontology annotation, molecular function: RNA polymerase II general transcription initiation factor activity; transcription coactivator activity; protein heterodimerization activity. Gene Ontology annotation, biological process: transcription initiation at RNA polymerase II promoter; RNA polymerase II preinitiation complex assembly. NCBI's taxonomy places the organism in Eukaryota, Ciliophora, Oligohymenophorea, Peniculida, Parameciidae. The transcript is spliced from 8 exons. Gene Ontology annotation, cellular component: SLIK (SAGA-like) complex; SAGA complex; transcription factor TFIID complex.
CAAAUCGACAAAAUUUGUGUUUUCUUCAAUGUCUGUGUAUCGAGAUGAAAGCAUUUUGAAAGGACUUCUGCGGGGUAAAACUAUAGAGUAAGGGGCAGAGUUACACUUAUUCAUAUUGGUUGAAUAGAAUGUGAGGAAGAUCAUUCAAGAAGCAAUUAAAUAUCAAAGACACUUCAGAAAGAAGUAACUCAAUUCCUAGGAUAUUGAAUUGGCUAUCAAGGAUCAAAAUUUGCUGAAGUCUGAGAUCUAUGGGUUUUAAUAUAUGGAUAGUAUUAAUUUAUCCAAAAGAAUGGACGAGUAUGUGCUCAACGAUCAAAGCUUGGAUCUAAGAGAUCUAAUUUCGCAUUAGAUGAGGACAGUUAAAAUCCCUCUCGGAUUUCCCUCUCUUUCCAUAUUCAAUGUAAUGAAAGAAUAUUAGAUGAUCAAUUCCCAGGAGACACAAUCCAUAAUGCAAUACAAGGACAUCAUGUAAACAGAGUCAUUCUAGAAUGUGGAGAGCAAAAAGACUUUCAAUAUAAUAAAGGACAAUGUGAUGAGUAUCUUGACAGUUCAUUAAUAAUCCAUCGUGAAAAAUUUUAAGGAUUUAUUUGAAAAAGAAGUAAUAAGUCUGAAAUUCAAUUUUUCUCAAGAGUUUGUUUAAUUGCUCUCUGAUUUGGAAAGCUACAAGGACGUGGCUCAGAUAGUUCCAUUUAUUGUUCAAUAUUUAUAUAGUUAGUAGGAUUAGGUUUAGCUGUUUUAUUACAAGCAUAGAUGUGUGAUAAUUGAAUGUUUGAAUAGAUUGAUAAUCAACAAUUAGAUAAAUCUGGAAUUUUAGUUGCAUCAAAUCCUGAAAAUCUUAGUUAAAUUUUUAACUGCUAAAAUCAUAGAAAUCAACAUCAAAUCAUAGAUAGAACUUCAAAUAAAGACAGCCAGAUGUUUGAAUUAUUUGCUUGAUAAAUUUAAUUUGAAAUAUUAAGCAUUAAGGCAGAAUAUUGAUAGAGUGAUUCUGGAAAAGUUCGAAAGAGUCAAAAGCAAAAUUGAAUAGAAAUGCUCUCACAAAUCACUAUUAAAGGCGUAUUCGAUAGUUCAAUACUUUAUUGAGCAAAAUGUGAGUGUUCAACAUCUGAAAUUCAUUGAACAAAUGAGUGAAUUGAUAAGAAAGAUGGAGCAAGGAAGAAAAUCGAUCACAGAAUUGAAUCCCGAUUUUGACCACAUUGCUGGACUAAUAUGUUUAUCCUUAGGAACUAUUUUGAUCAAAAUAAUUAAUGGAUUGGAAUAUCUGUAGCCCAAUUAUGAAAAUCAAUUUUAUCAUAUUAUCAAUAAUACAAGAUAGUUGAUGUAAGAAAUGGGAUUAUAUGAAAUGCUUAUAAUGCAAUAUAUGAAACGCUUAUAAUGCAAUAGUAUGUUUUAGGAGCAUAUGAUUUUAUGA